AUGGAUAUACAAUAUUUGCUGGAGUUUCCUAUUGAAAAGCUGAAGCUUCGGCUUCUUAUUUCCGAGCUAGCAGUGGAUGGUAUGUCCAUAACCUUUGAGAUCGCCUUUGGCUUUGGGGGAUCAGUCGCCAAUCAGACAGACACGACGUUCCUCAUGAAUAUCCACUCAAACUCCCCCGCCGCUACGGAACCAAUCCCCAACCUCGUUCGAUGUCUAUUGGGCGCUGACAUCCAGGCCGCUACGCUUCUACUUCUGCACAAGAUGGGGAAAAUGUUAGUUUCACAUACUUGCUGGCGUAGCUUGGGCAUUUUCUGA
Molecule: messenger RNA, 315 nt
Organism: Penicillium verrucosum
Lineage: Eukaryota; Fungi; Ascomycota; Eurotiomycetes; Eurotiales; Aspergillaceae
Exons: 2
Coding region: 1-315 (104 amino acids)
Source: RefSeq, a predicted model, not a curated record